AUGGAGAAAGUAUUUGUUAUCUUAGCAAUUUUAGGGGCUAUUAGCUUUCUUUCUGGCUCUUUAUCCUUCUUUGUUAUUGGUGUUCAUCCAAGUAAUGGGACCAUCAGUGCUAUGACAUUUACUACGCCUGUACUACCAGCUAUCUCCAUCUUUUCCGUAAUAACAGCUUUACUAACUUAUAAUCAAAAGCCGAAUGCUACUCUUUUAGCUUCUAUCAUGGCGUUGUCGGUAUGGAGUAUAGCCCUAUCGACCGUUAAUAUUAUAACAUACUGUUAUAUCUUUAUUAGCAACAAUUAUUUUAAUACUGCUCCGCAAUGCAUCCUCUUCAUUGUCAAUAUUGCUACCGCUUUAGGUAUUAGUGGAUUGUCUUGUUUAAGCGUCAAUAGGUAUUAUAAAUCGUUGUCUGCGUGCAAUGAUUAUGAAAGAUGCAGUGGCUGGGUACGAUAUUACUGGACAGAUGAAUUUUGUUGUACAGGUUCAAAUCAAUAUUAUGGUAGUGUAGGCCAGGGCCAAGUCAUUGCCAGUAUUACGCUAUUAGUCAGUAGUAUCGUUGGUUUGUUUGGCGAAAAUAGUGUUUUCCCCAUGUUAUUUAUCCUAGCUGGUACUUGUCUAUUGACUGCGGGCAUACUAGGCAUCAUCACAUCUAAGUUACAAUUACCCGAUGCUGGUAUAUGGUUUCUCACUUUCAGUCGUGCUGGAGGAUGUGGCUGUUGGGUAUCGGUUAUGUGUAACGUUAUAUUUAUUGUUCAUGCAAAGGAAUAUUCUCGGUGGAAUACAGCAACCUCGUUGGUGAUAUUUGCAUUUACAGCUAUAUCAAGUAUAGCUGGAUUUUUCUUAUCGGUUUCUGUAGAAGUAAUUAUUGGAAGUCGAUUAGGGAUGCAUAAGUAUGAUCCGGUGAAAAAUGGUGAACCUUGGCAGGGUUAUAGCCAAGCAUUGAAAACCAAACAAUUUGUCUUGUGCUUCAUAUUAACGCUCUGUGGUUGUAUCUUUAUCGCGAUUACCUUUCUAACGGCAAUACUCUUGCAUGCUGCACCUUUUGUACUUUUUACUAGCUUAACAUCCUAUUUUUUGAUUGCUGCCGGUAGAACUGCAGGAAAUAUAUUGAAAAGAAAAAAUGUUUCAAUUCACAGUUGUUAUUUAGUUCUGUGCAGCAUGAGUAGCUUUUGUCUAGCAGCCAACUUUGUUCUAUCCAUCCAUCAGUUGCUCUUGUGGAUAUUGAUCGAUAAAUCGCCACAUAAAUCGCCUGCCUUUAUGAUUAUUGAUCUAGUCAACAUCGGGGUGUCAUUAUUCUGUCUUUUUGCUACAUUGUACAGCGUCUAUAUCUACGGUAACGAAGUCACUAAAGAUGUCUUAACGGAAGAAGCAGAUGCUGCAUCUGAAGUUAGGAAGGAUUUACUGUAG
Molecule: messenger RNA, 1401 nt
Organism: Trichoplax adhaerens
Lineage: Eukaryota; Metazoa; Placozoa; Uniplacotomia; Trichoplacea; Trichoplacidae
Exons: 1
Coding region: 1-1401 (466 amino acids)
Source: RefSeq, a predicted model, not a curated record